Molecule: messenger RNA, 7531 nt
Organism: Phasianus colchicus (ring-necked pheasant)
Lineage: Eukaryota; Metazoa; Chordata; Aves; Galliformes; Phasianidae
Product: protein mono-ADP-ribosyltransferase PARP14-like
Biological process (GO): protein poly-ADP-ribosylation; negative regulation of gene expression
Cellular component (GO): nucleus; cytoplasm
Molecular function (GO): transcription corepressor activity; NAD+ poly-ADP-ribosyltransferase activity
Source: RefSeq, a predicted model, not a curated record
GAAAUAAAAGCAGUUCUCUCAUUCAGUGGGGAGUUGGGCUGAAAGUUUCUCUCUGAAUUUGACAGCCUGGCUCAGGUGAUGUGGGGAGAAACACAAGCAGCCAGGCAUACACAGCCACUCCCCUACAGUAGGAUGGGAUUGAGAAUCAAAAAGGUAGAAGUGAGAAAACUGAUGGAUUGAGGUAUACAGUUUAAUGAGAAUGGAGUUAAUAAUAAUAAUAAAAAAGAGCAAGUGAUGCAUGACAUAGUUGCUUAUCAGCUGACUGAUGACCAGCUAGUCCAUGAGCAAUGGAAGCCCACCUGUUCAACUGCCCCUUUUUUGUUACUGAACGUGACGUUGUAUGGUAUGGAAUAUCCCUUUGGUGCUUUGGGUGAGCUAUCCUGCCUGUGCACCCCCUGCAGCUUCCUGUGCACCCCCAGCUCUCAUUGUCAGGCAGCAUGAGAAUCUGCAAAGUCUUUGACUUUGUGCAAGCUCUGCUCUGCAGCAGCUGACAUAUCUGUUAUUAACAUUCUUCUCAGCCUAAAGCCAAAACACAGCUCUGUACUAGCUACUAGGAAUAAAAUUAACUCUAUCCCAGACAGAUCCAAGACAAGUGCUGUGCUUAAAACUUCUUCCUGAGUUUGACACUUGGGCUCAGGUGAUGUGGGGAAGCGUGCAUAGCCAGGUAUGUGCACCAAGGAUGGGGGUUCACCCUGCCUUGCUUAGACCGUGCAUCUCUUUUAAGCUUCUAUACUAGCCAAUUUCUCUGGAUACAUUUCUCUAAUGAGGGAUUUAGUUCCUUUAUCCUGCAUAACUGCUCUAAAAUGAGACAUACAUACAAACAUAUGGAAGGUCUUAAUCCCAGGCCAGGUGUCUUUGCACUCCCUGCAGUUAAUGAUUUUGUGAAGUGGCUCCUCUCACCACUCACAUGGUGAACUUGACUACUUGUCCAGAUCCCCUUUCAGCAAAAUUCUAGCAAGUUUUGUGGCUCCAAAAGCAGUCUAGAGAGCAGCGCUACACAUCAAAAUACACCUGCCUUGGUGAAAAAGUCCAUGCUAGGCCACCAAGAAGGACUAGUUCCUUGGGAAAUUUGUCAGUGCGAGCACUGGGGCAUUUUUCUUUCUGUACCGAAUCUGAUUCAAUGCUGCUUUGUAUGUUUCUCCUCUUUUGUACGUUUUCUUCACUGCGUGUGGUGGCACAGAUGACUCCUGUCUGUGAUGUGGAGAUGCAGUGGUGGGCACAGAGCUGUUGCUUCUGCAGCUGUGCCUUGUUUUCCUCCUGUCAGGGUUAUGCUGUUAGGUCUUCAAAGCCUCCCUUCUGUAAAUAUUAUGGUUUUGGUAUCAGUUCUUGCUGUAUAUCAGGCUUGCUCCUGAAACCCUUUAGCCAACAGAGUGCAGCCCUUUGGCUUGACUGCCUGCUCCUGCUUUUCCCUCUCUUCCCUUGGGCCUGCUCAGACCGCUGGCUCCAUGGGCCCCCGUCGGGAUCGUGGGGUGAAGGUGUCUGUUCCCACAGAAGGUGUGAGGCCAGAGGAUGUUGUAGGGACAGGACCAGCACCUGGAGGAGCUUUGCAGAAAACAGAGAAUGAUUUUCCAAAGAGUGAACUCCAGGAGAGAUCUCACUCCAUGGAGAAAACUGCAGAACAGUCUGCAGAGACUUCACCUUCUGUGGUGCUUGAAAAUGUUGAAGGAUGCAGUGCAAAAUGCAUACAGAUGCUGCUGGAGGAUGUCAGUGGCUUAGCUGCGGAUGGUGACUUCACUGUGGAAAUGAUACCGGAGUUAAAUGUUGCUGUAGCUACUUUUCUAAAAAGUAUUGAUACUCAAGAAUUCACCAACAAAUUUGCACAAAACAAAAGAGUGAAAAGAAUCAAAAUAACUGCCAGGCUUCUUGAAGUGACUCGCAGCAUCAAGGCUGAAAACAUACCAGAUAACGUUUCCACAGACUAUCUCACAGUUUAUUUUGAGAACACACAAAAUGGAGGUGGGCCUGUGUCAGGCAUCCAGCUCCUCCCUGAGAAGAACUCGGCCAUCAUUACUUUCUGUGAUCACAAAGAUCUAAGCACUGUCUUGGAAAAGCAGCAUUUACUUGAACAAACACCAGUUUCUGUGCAUCCAUAUUACCACUCGCUGGGAACAGCUCUAUAUGGAAAAGAAAGACCAGUUAUCAAGAUGCCAAAUUCUAUGGUGAUGCCACUAGAUCCCUAUGUAUGGCAGUUUUUACAAAGGCAAGAUAGACUGAUUGAAGCCAUAAACCAGGAAAUGGCAAAUUGCCAUUGUUGUCUAAAAUGGCCACUGACAGAUUGUGCUCAACCAGAAAUCACGCUGUGUCCAUCAUCAUCUAUCUCAGAGCAGAAGGAAACAAUGAUCAAGUUGAUCAAGACCUGGAAGCAAGAUGUUUCCACUGAGUUCUCACGUAUCAUGUCACGUUACAUAGCUAUAAAGUGUAAAAUAAUUUCAGCUAAGUGGAAUGAUGUGAAGAACAAAUUGAUGAAAGAUGCUGAUUUGAUCAUAACUGAUAUUUCUGAGGAGAUGGCGGUGAUAGCAGGCAACAGAGCAGCAGUGGACAGUGCAGAGAAGGAAGUGAGGGAAUGCAUGGAAAAAGCCAUGGAGGAAAGUGAAAGGAAAAAACAAACCAUAGAAAUUUCUGUGUCGAUCGCCCCAGAGAAAUAUGCAGUUCUGCAUAAUGCUGGGCUAGAAGAGAAUAUUCAUGAAGAAUGUCCAUGCUUAAAGAUUUCUUAUGAUGACACAAAAAAGACUGUUCAGCUGUGUGGAUUAUCUGCAGAAGUUUAUAAAACCAAAGCCAACUUACUCGAAAAGGUAUUGAAUAUGCCCUCGACAUCAGUUAAUGUUAAUCACAAUGUUUUCCUACAUCUACGCUGUGUAAAUAGUAAGACAAUGUCAGAGAUGUUAUUUGCUACAAACAAAAUUAAUGCUUUUUAUGAGCUCAAGGGUGACACUGUGAUGGUAUUUGGAGAGACUCCUAAAGAUCUUUCAGAAGGAGAGAAGCAAUUAAAGGCAAGCCUAGCAUACAAAAGCAUUGAUGUGAAGGACUGUGAAGUCACUAAAAUGAAAGAGUGGAGUGAUCUGCUUGCCUUCUUGCGUAAGAAGUACCCCUCUUCCCAGGAAAAAGUAGUCAUCCAUGAACCUGUUGGAAAUGAAAAUAUAGUGAUUAUUACUGGCUUUACUGAGACUGUAGAAAAAGUUUAUAAGAACCUUUAUGAUUUUAUAGAUAGAAACACGCAGGUUGAAAGAGAAAUCCCCGCUAAGUUGGUGGCAGCAGUGGAGUUUGUAGAGAAGGAAAAAUCUGCUGUUUGUGAUGAACUGAGGAAGAAGGGUGUGACAGUAUGCUUUCACACCAAGACGCCGUGUAUUUCCCUGAGAGGACCAAGAGCAGAAGUGUCAAAAGCAGUCACUGUGUUGGAAAAAAUUAUCUCAUCCCUUUACUGGAAGGAUGUGUCAAUUGAUAAACCAGGGGCGAAGCAGUUCUUCAUCGACAGGAAAGAUACAUUUAUUUUUGAGGCAAAGCAGAAGUUUAACUGCCUGAUUAGGCUGAAAGAACAACAACAGAAGAGUGAAAAUGUUGAUGAUAAAGAGGAAAGAAAGCUCCGCUACAAGCAAACCCUACAAGAUGCCGUUGAAGUGCUGGUAUACAAAGGUAACUUGUGCAAUUACCCAGUUGAUGUUGUGGUGAAUGCAUCAAAUGAAGACCUAAAACACACCAGUGGCCUUGCUUGGGCACUGCUCCAAGCAGCUGGUCCAGGGCUGCAGGCUGAGUGUGAUGAGGUGGUGAGGAAGAGGGGGAGUAGUCUGCAGGCUGGGUGUGCGGUCAUCACGGGAGCAGGGAAGCUCCCCUGCAAACAGGUUAUCCAUGCUGUUGGGCCCCGGUGGAAGGAGAAGAGCGUAGGGAAGUGUGUGUACCUGUUAAGACAGCUCAUUAAAAAGAGCCUGCAGCUGGCUGGAACAUAUAAUCAUAGCUCCAUAGCUUUCCCUGCUGUAAGCGGAGGGAUUUUUGGCUUCCCGCUGCAGAAGUGUGGAAAUGCAAUUGUGUCAGCCAUCAAGAAAACCCUGGAAGAAUUCAAUGGGGGAAGCAGCUUGAAGGAGAUUCAUCUUGUUGCCAUUGAUGAAGAAACGGUUCAGGUUCUGAGUGAGACUGUACAAAGAGUGUUUACAACUAAGCUAUCCUCCUCAGUGCCACAGCAGGGAUGCUCUACAGAUCACAGGCAGGGGGAGAGUCAGAGGGAGAAGAGAGGAGAGGAUCUUUGCAUGGCUACAGAUGGUGAGAAGAUGAUUACAACAGCAGAAGGACUGUGCAUCCGAGUGGAGGAGAAAGACAUCAUAGACGCAACGACUGACGUUAUCGUCAACAGCGUUGGCACAGAUUUGGGGUUUGGUGUGGGGCCUCUCUGCCGUGCCUUGCUGGAAGAGGCUGGACCAGAGCUCCAGAUGGAGUUUGACAAGGAAAAAGGACAGCAGGCAGUUGGUAAUGGGAGCGUGGUCUGCACAAGUGGAUGCACUCUGGCUUGCAAGUUCGUGUUUCAUGCUGUGCUUUCUCAAUGGGACAGAGGAAGUGGGCAGGCCCUGAAGGCCCUAGAAAACAUAGUUAAUUUAUGCUUGAUGAAAACUGAAGAAUUUGGACUGAAUUCCAUCACUUUUCCGGCUAUUGGAACUGGGGGACUUAGAUUUCCUAACACUGUUGUUUCUAAGUUAAUUUUUGAUGAAGUAUUCAAGUUCAGCAGCAGUCACAGUAGGAAGACUCUCCAGGAAGUUCAUUUUCUCUUGCACCCAGAUGAUACACAUAACAUUCAGGCUUUUACCAGUGAACUAAAACGUAGGCUAACUGGUGAUGCAGCACCACAGCUAGACUUCAUCAGCCCUGUUUCAACUGAAGCAUUGGGAAUUUAUAAAAUGAAGAUUGGUUCCAUUACACUCAAAGUAACUAGUGGAGAUAUUACCAAGGAAGACACAGAGGUUAUUGUAAAUAUAUCAAAUCGAACAUUUGAUGCCACAUCAGGGGUUUUCAAAGCUAUUAUGGAUGCUGCUGGUUCCGAUGUAGAAGAAGAAUGUGAUCAAUAUGCUGGACAGCUUCAAAGUGGUUUUAUUACUACAGAGGGUGGUGCAUUGUCAUGUAGUAAAAUCAUCCACUUGAUUCACAAUAUGAAUGUGAAGAAUCAGGUCUCCAAAGUGCUUCAUGAGUGUGAGCUAAGGAGCUACAAAUCUGUUGCCUUCCCAGCAAUUGGAACAGGUGCAGCACGACAGAGCCCAGCAAAGGUAGCUGACGAUAUGUUAGAUGCUAUAGUGGAAUUUGCAAGCAGUAGAUCAGUACAGCAUUUGAAAGAAAUUAGAAUAGUAAUCUUCCAGAAACACAUGCUGAGAGACUUUUAUGAAAGCAUGAAGAAAAGAGAAGAUUUAGAUUUGUCUGAACCACAAUCAUGGAUGUCUACACUAAAAUCAUGUUUUUGGGACCAGAAAAAAUCCAUUCAGAAGAAAAAGCUCUUAGUUUUGGAGAAGAAAGUUGAUAAAGUUACAUUUCAAAUUUGUGGAGAAAGCAAAAGAAAUGUGGAUGCAACUGAGUCCUGGAUAGUAGAUUUGAUUUUAAAGGAACAGUUUGAAAACAGGAUUGUAGAUGAGCUAAUUGAAAGUUUUGAUGAGAGACAAAUUGAGGCUUUGGCAGAUCUCCAGAGAGGAAAACAUGUUACCAUUCAGCUUGAUAAGAGCCAAUCUCCACCUUGCAUUACAAUUUCUGGUAUUAGCAGGGAAGUCUGUUCUGUUUCUGUGGAAGUUCAAAAAAUGAUCAAGAAAAUAAUGACUACUCAAGAAGAACAAUCCAAGGCAGAACUUGUUUAUAACCUAGUAGAAUGGAGGUAUCAAAGAACUAAUGAUAGCUUUGUUGCUUUUGAUAAACUGACAAAUAUGCAGUUGGAAGAUGCCAAAAUAGAAAAAAAAACACAUCUGACCAUCAGAAUUAACAAGAACAACUACAGGGUGGAUCUGAAUACUCUACAGGCUCUUGAUGACCAAGGAGGAACUAUAAACAUUCAACGUGUGCCAAAGAAUGAAGAUAUGCAGGCAAUAGAGUUCCCUGCAAACUGGGAAGACAUGCAAGGGGAGCGAGUCAAGCUGGUGACCCUCACACAGUUGUGUCAGGAAUAUCUUGAAGUUCAGAAGAGAUUUCAGAAAACUGCUCACAGCUUUGUCAUAGAGAAGAUUCAAAGAAUACAAAAUCCCUUCCUCUGGCAGACCUACCAAAUCAAAAAGAAGUCUCUGCGUAUGAAGAACAAAAAUCAAGAUAAUGAGAAGCUGUUGUUUCACGGGACAGCUAAAAUCUCAUUGAGCACAAUCAACUACAAUGGAUUUAAUCGUGGCUUUGCUGGAAUUAAUGCUGCAAGCAUUGGAAAUGGAACCUACUUUGCUGUUAAUGCAAUUUACUCUGCUCAGGAUACUUACUCAAAACCAGAUACGAGCGGCAGAAAAUACAUGUACCUGGCUCGGGUCCUCACAGGGGAGUUUUGUGUUGGGCGCAGAGGGCUGGUCACUCCACCUCCAAAACACUCAGCAGAUCCUACCGACCUGUACGACAGCGUAGUCGAUGAUGUGAAUGCUCCAAAGAUGUUUGUCAUAUUUAAUGACAUUCAGGCAUAUCCAGAAUAUCUUAUUACUUUCAGACAAUAGAAUACUCUUCAAAGUCUAAAAAAUGCUGGUGCCUUUUCUAUGUAAAAUGUAACAGGCAUUUCUUGAUUGCUGUUUACACUUCGGUCUCUAAAGAGCUUUUUUAAAUCUAUCCAGGUGCUUAAGUAAGUCUUCAUAGUUACCAACGCCAGGAUAAGCAAUUAUUUUAGAAUGCAUUAUGUUAACACUCACAUAUCAAAUUCAGUUUUGCAGAGGUGCAGGCAAGAGCUUGAGAACAGCUAGACUUCUUCCCAAGCAAGGCAGAUGGGAACUGGUAGGAAGGGGAGCUGCUGUGCCAUACCUGUUGCCAUCUGUGCACACUCUGACUUGAGUUUUCCAUAUGAGGUUUUCAAGAAAAGGGCAGAUGUGGCACUGAAGGGCACGGUGGGGUUGAGUUGAUGAUUGGACUAGAUGAUCUUAGAGGUAUUUUCCAACCUUAAUGCUUAUGUGAUUCUAUCAUUAUGUACACCUAGCUUUCACGUACAAAGCUAUUGCUUCUGGAGUUCUUAGGAUAGUAAAGAGUGAUAAACUUCUGCUGGAUGAAAUGGAAUCAUAACCUUUCUCUACAAGCACCACUUUAUAGAUAACUCUGUCUAGGCACGCUUUCAAUAAGUAUGGACACACAUUCUAAGGACUCAUAGGGACAUAUUUGAAAGUGCUUAAUGUUCUGUAAAGCAAAUAAAUAAUGAUAUACAUACCCUUGAAUGUAUGCAGAUUAUGUACUUAGAGUGAUCAUCUUGCAACUGUCAAUUAAAAGCCCUCUGUGUGUUUUGUUUUAUUAAAAGUAGUUACAAGUAGAUUACGUGGUAUUGCUGAGUCAUUGUUUACACCAAGGAGUGCACUUCAAUUAGAAGUGUUGCUUUACAUCAGAAUACGUUUAUGGUACAGCG